This is a messenger RNA of Helianthus annuus (common sunflower), 396 nucleotides long. RefSeq lists its product as uncharacterized. Bases 1 to 396 code for a protein of 131 amino acids. NCBI's taxonomy places the organism in Eukaryota, Viridiplantae, Streptophyta, Magnoliopsida, Asterales, Asteraceae. The transcript is spliced from 2 exons. The record is from RefSeq and is a predicted model, not a curated record.
AUGAAAGCGGUGAAGCAUAUUCUUCGUUACUUGAAGGGGAAACCUAAACUUGGGCUAUGGUAUCCAACUGAUAGUGAUUUAACGUUUGUUGCUUACACUGAUUCAAACUUUGGAGGAUGCAAGUCUACCAGAAAGUCUACCAUAUGUGGUUGUCAAUUCUUGGGAGGGAGGAUUGUGUCUUGGCAAUGCAAGAAGCAAUCUUGUAUGUCUACCUCUACGUCUGAAGUUGAAUACAUUGAUGCGGGUAGCUGUUGCUCUCAGUGUGCUGAAAAGAAACUAAUUGAACUUCAUCGAGUCGACACACUAGAUAACCUGGCAGAUCUUUACACUAAAGAUUUUGACACGGCUCGUUUUGAACAUUUAGUCGAACUCAACGGGAUGAAGAAUCCUGAAUAA